CAGGUGUUUUUAGACAUACAAACAUUACGAACAUGGAGGACAAAAAUGACAAACUAGACCGACAAUCCAUACGAACUGGAAAAAACACCAGGGUUGACUUUGGAGGCUCCAUCCCUAUAUAGCGGAGUUCCAUCCAAAAGUCAACCAGGUUGUUUUUUAGACAUAAAAAACAUUACAAACAUGGUUGACAAAAAUGAUAAACAUGGUUGAUAACGUCAUAUUUGCACAUGUUUGCACCCUCGUUUCUUGAUCAUUUUGGCUUGAGUUUUUGCUUUCUUGGACUAUUUUAUGCUAGGUUGUGUUCCUUUGUCACAUUUCAGGUCCUAUCAUGUAAAUUGAAGCAUAGGCGCAAGUUUCAAGUCAAUCGGAGAUCAUUUGGCAAUUCGGGAGAAGAAACACGAGCAUGACCUGAGGAAGAAUGGACUUCUACCUCAUAUUAUGGACAAAUAACCAUGGAAUCUUGUCAUGAAAAGAUAGAGGACAAGACUGCGAGCGUCUGGGAUCAAACGGCGACUGAUUCAGAAUCCAAACGAGGGAGGAACGAAGCAUUAAACAAGAGCAGAGGAAGAAAUACGGGCAGGAGAAUUACGACUGUAUUUUCCUCUCCCAUGCCCGUAUUUUCACUGCCGAGAGGAGCUUUGGAUGUGCUGAAACUUAACCAAAACGCGUGUUUUGUGCAAAAUACGGACAUGGAAGAACUACGACCGUAUUUCUGCCCGUAUUUCGCCCAGAAUCGGGUUUUUGAGGCAGAUUCGAGCCAAAGGAAAGGCAGAGCUGGGUUUUGGUUCCCAAACACCCAAGGGACGAACUCUAGAGAGAGAGCGACUUGGGAACAUUCUUGGAGCUAUUUGGAGGAUUUCUUCACCAUUGGAGCUCGGGAAUCAAGCUUGGAGAUGGAGAUUGAAGAUCUAGAUAAGAUUUCUGCAGUCUCUCUCUUCUCUAUGGAAUAACUUUCCUUCACUUAGGUUUUGAGGAACUCUAGUUCCAUGUGUUAGGAUCUUUCUUGUAUGAAUUUUGGAUGCUAUAUUGUUUGAUUAUAAUUGAUUGAGGCAUGAUUUAUAGAGUCAAUUGAAGCCUGAUCAUCUUCUCUUGAUUUCUGCUUUAACCUAUGAUAGAUAGAAUCUGAUUAGGUUAAGAGAGCUUCCUUGAUUGAUAGUGGUUAAUUGGUUGUGCGAGAGUCAAUCAAUUCAGUGCUUUGUACUGGAAUUCAUUCCAGUAGUGGAGAUAUGUGUGAAUCGCCUUAGCAGUCUAUCCCGGUGAAGGCUAGUCGCCUUCCGGGUAUUCUGUCUAAGAGGGCUUGGUCAGCUUAAGAGAUUCCAAACUAAUUUAGGAUCUUCCGCAGUUUAAUCAACAGUAGACCAACCAAAGGUAAUUGCAACUUGGACCUAAUUGAGGAGCUAGGGGGAAUCAUACCUAAGUGAGUUCCCAACUUGUAAUUAGUAGAGUACUUAGUAGAGUAGUUUAGUAAAUCAAUCCUUAAUCUAGUUUGCUAGAUAAUGAACUGAAGCUGAGUAAUAGUAACUCUAGAGACCUGUGGAUUCGAUAUUUAUUACUUGUGCCACUAUACUGCAGUCCCUUUGAUUGGUUACACUUGGCCAUUGUUAGGUGUUGUGUCGUAGCGUGUCAAGUUUUUGGCGCCGUUGCCGGGGACUUUCUAGAUUAUUAGGAAAGGCAGAAGUUUGUUACUUUAGCGUUUUUUUUUCACCCUUGCUUUUCACUUGGGUGUUUUUGUUUUUGUUGGUGCAGAUCUGAAUCAUGGAUCCUAAUGGCUUCUCUAACCAGUGGGGGUAUCCACCACCAUCUGAGUGGUAUUACCCCGAGACUUCCUGGAGCAAUCAAGGAGGAGAGGACUUUGGAUUCGGGUCCCAGUACCAACCCCCUUACUACGGAGAACAAUCAGACCCCUGGGCAUAUCAAGAACAACCUACUUAUCCAGAAGAAUUCCUCCCGCAACUAGAAGGGCCAUCAUAUCUUGAUUUAGCCACAGCCCUCACGGGCCAUCCGGCAGAGCCAUGCUACACUCCACAGCCAGAUCCAAACUAUCACUUGAGGCUUCUCGUGGAGCAUAUUGCUCGAGUACCUGAGAGAUCCUUUCCCGAGAUGGAUCCUCAUAUCCAUGCCAUGGCCCAACCUGACUUCUUCUUUCCCCGUGAAAUAGAGGAUACCCUUCGGAGCAUAAAGAAGGACAUAGAGGUCAUUGAGAAAGCUUGUGCACAGUUUUCUCAAGACAACCUUUAUGCUGCCAUACAAGUAGAGGAGAAGGAAGAAGAAGGAAAUCAUGAGGAUGUUGAGGAGCAUACAGAAGUUGUCACGGAAAGCUCCCAUGAUAAUCAUGAUCAAGUGUAUCCUCUGGUGGUAGAUUACAACUGUCCCCAUUUCCACUCUGAUAUGCUGGGCCCAAGCGAUGAGAUGCAAGAUGAUCUCAUUGAAGAAAUUACAUGGCGACUUGCUCUCCAAUUUUUGCUAGAAGAAGAAGAGCGAGAAAGGGUGAGGGAAGAAGUUGUGGAGGAUGAGGAAGAAAGUAAAGAAGAGGAAGUUCUUGAUCUUUUCCAAGGGGAGAGGCCACAUUCUAAUGAAGGCAGGGGGGUUGAAGAAGCAAGUGGUGUCCAGGCUGAGGAUGAAGUUGAGGUGGAAGAGGCUUGCACCGACCAUGAUUUACAUGUGAGACUCCACCUCAUAGAUGAGAACCUCAACUUCAAAGAGGUUCUAGCAUGGACCGAAACUUAAGAGCUAUCGUCCGGCUCACGACGUGAAAGAAGCGCUUGUUGGGAGGAAACCCAACUAGUCGGUUCGCAUUUCUUUCCCUAUCUCUCCUCAGUUGAGUCAGUUUUGUUCUUUGAUGUUAGAGUCAAUAACUCAACCUUUGUGAGAUUUUGUGUGUUGUUUGUGUUCCGACUACUCUCUCCUCCUAGAAUGCACCGCCUGCCCCGUCCACCAUCAUUCACCCUUGAUCUGGUAACUUCAUUUUACCCUCCUUAUCUUUCCUCCAUUGAGGACAAUGUCGUGCUUAAGUGGGGGGGGUGUUCGAUUAUGUAUGCGUGUGAAUGUUUGGUUGUAUGUGUGUGCUUGGAGCCUAGUCCACUGUCCAAAUCUUGAGAUUUGAGGGCUCCAAGUACUAUUGUUUGCUUGAUUGUAUUGGCAUUGUGAGUUUAAUUGGUCAAUCGAAUGGCUUUCGAAUGAAUGCAUGACAACUAU
Messenger RNA from Linum trigynum, 3195 nucleotides. The record is from the annotation of a GenBank genome assembly. Lineage: Eukaryota; Viridiplantae; Streptophyta; Magnoliopsida; Malpighiales; Linaceae.